Molecule: messenger RNA, 2273 nt
Organism: Daldinia loculata
Lineage: Eukaryota; Fungi; Ascomycota; Sordariomycetes; Xylariales; Hypoxylaceae
Product: HAD-superfamily hydrolase
Exons: 2
Coding region: 416-1777 (453 amino acids)
Biological process (GO): glycerophospholipid biosynthetic process
Cellular component (GO): mitochondrion
Source: RefSeq, a predicted model, not a curated record
ACUAGUACGUAGCCACAUAUCACACAUCAUUGUACAUGUCCAGUAGUCGUUGACGGUAGUGUAUACGUUCCUGCUGCUUUGUCGAUGUUAUCAAAUGACGGUAUGUAUUUACUCUUACCUCUAGAUGUACCAGAUAGAACCACCCUUCUCGAUGCCGGGUCGUUUAUGUAGGUAAAUAUAUAUAUCCCCUUACCCAGCUUCUCGAAAAUGGACUUGAUUUUUCCUCCUUAGUCAACGCAUCGGCUACUCAACAGGACCUCGAGUAUCCUUCGUCUUAAGGAGUAAAAUCUGCAAGACAUUCAACAGAACAAUAACAACAACAACCGCCUUGGCUGGUCCUUUUUAAGCCCACAGUUACCUAUUUGCUUUUAUAUCGCGUGUAGAGUUCGAUCAUUACAUUUUCUCUUUUUUUACCAUGUCUUUGGAACCGCAACAGCCUACCUUCCACCGCGGCAGCUUUGUCGACGAGAUCGAGACAGCCCGAACCGAUCUUGCCCGCAAGCUGCUCGUCGGUUCUCCGGCUGCCAGCCCGUCCGACUCGGAGACGGCCCCGUCGCUGAGCCCGGCCGCUAGCGCCACGUCUUCAGCCCCGGAAUCGGACGCGGCUAUCUCUCCUAUCUCUCCUCCCAUCGACCAAGAGCUCGUUGCCGACAGCUUCGCCUUCGCCUUCGACAUCGACGGCGUCCUAGUCCGAGGUGGCCGUCCCAUCCCCGAAGCCGUCCAGGCCAUGAAAGUUCUGAACGGCAAUAACAAAUAUGGAAUCAAGAUUCCGUAUAUCUUUUUGACCAACGGCGGCGGUAAAACCGAGGCGGAGCGUUGCGGCGAUCUCUCCAGCCAGCUGGACAUCGAGAUCUCCCCGGCUCAGUUUAUCUGUGGGCACACGCCCAUGUCCGAGAUGGCCAACAAGUACAACACGGUCCUGGUUGUAGGCGGCGAAGGCGAGAAGUGCCGUACCGUCGCUCAAGGCUACGGCUUUAAGGAUGUCGUCACCCCCGGCGACAUCAUCAAGGCCGAUGCUGCUACGACGCCGUUCCGCAAACUGACACCUGAGGAGCAUCGAAACUCGAAGGAGCGUGACUUUAACAAAGUUACUAUCGAAGCCAUCUUCGUCUUUGCCGAUUCGCGUGAUUGGGCGGGAGACCUGCAGAUCAUCUUAGACCUGGCCAUGUCCAAGGGUGGUCGCAUCGGAACUCUAUCCGAGACCUUUGACGAGGGCCCGCCGAUCUACUUCUCUCACAACGACGUGGUCUGGUCUGCCGCACACGACAACGUCCGCCUCGGCAUGGGCGCCUUACGGGGUAUCGUCGAAUACACGUUCAAGGAGGUCACCAAGGGUAAGACAUUGGAGACUCACGCCUUCGGCAAGCCUCAGAUCGGAACGUUCGAGUUCGCCACACGCCUGCUGAAGCGAUGGCGCAUGAACGAGCAUGGUCUAAACAAGCCCCCGGAGACUGUCUACUUUGUCGGCGAUACUCCCGAGAGCGAUAUCCGAGGAACCAACCAAUACAACGAGAAGGCCGAGAACGACUGGUACAGUAUCCUGGUCAAGACUGGUGUCUAUCAGGAUGGCACCGAACCGGCCUACAAGCCUCGCGUCACCGUGAAUACAGUUCUAGAUGCUGUGAACCACGGAAUCGAGCGCGAGAUAGAGCGCAGGAAGAAGAACCAGACGCGGAAGCCCCGUCUUUCCGAUAUGCCCAAGCUGAGCUUGGAAGAAGCUCAAGACUGCGCCGUAUUCAGCCCUGCUGAGGAGCGCCACCUUGAGCUUACUGCAUGAUGUUACGAAUAUCACGAACCCGGGUUUACUUUUUAGAGGCAACAUUUUCACGAUACCAUUGUUCAUUACAUUUACUCUUGUCUUUCUGUUCUACUAUUCUAUUUAUCACCAUAUACUCUUCGCGCAUGGAAUCAUGCUGUAGAAAGGGGCAUUCGUUCGGGUAUCACUAGGGAUAUCAUUAUUGGGGUCAGACGGAGCUUGUGUCUAUCUGAAUACUGUUGGAUAUAAUGUGCAUUAGGUGGCGUUAUUGAUAUAAAACUGAAAUAUCAGGUUCUCUUAAUGAAGCAUAUUUUAUAAUUUCACUGCCAUUUUGUGGCCCAACUGUGCGAUGUGACUGUAUGGUAAGGCGGUUUCCACGUUACAUCUACUACUUCGGCAUCUUAACCCGGCAAAAAUUCUCAGCUUUGGAGCGAAGAACGCUUCUGAUGUUGCAUUGAUGAACCUCUGGGAUAUCUCAGCUCUUACUAUUGCUUUGCUAAUAAGCUGGUAAGCAUCG